Molecule: messenger RNA, 3018 nt
Organism: Coccinella septempunctata (seven-spotted ladybird)
Lineage: Eukaryota; Metazoa; Arthropoda; Insecta; Coleoptera; Coccinellidae
Exons: 3
Coding region: 1-3018 (1005 amino acids)
Source: RefSeq, a predicted model, not a curated record
AUGGUUUACGCUGCUGAAGAUGUGUCGAAACAUGAGCAUCUAGCCAGCGUCGGCAAAACGCUGCUGUUAGAUGAGCAACUUCUUGGCGGUUUAUAUUCAUCGGAUCGGUUGCGAUCGAUAAAUACUAGAAACAGCAUUCCACAUCCAGAAGCAUCUCAAGAAGAUACCGAACAGCAAGAACUAAAAGAGGAAAUAAAAGCAUCGUUUCGAGAACUGGACUUCCAAUAUAAGGGAACAGCAAUGUAUGCAAGGCCUAUGAUAUCCAGAAUAAGGCUGUUCAAAGAGAACCCAAAAUGCACGAAGGAAAGCCCCCAUGGGAAACAAGACUGGCAAGCUAAAAUAACAAGUUUCAGAAAAGAAAUUGGAGUACUUGAGAAUUACCUAAAUGGUGGAACACUUAGUAAAAAGGCAGAAAAGAAAGCAAAAGCCUACGCCAGAAAAGCAAAGAUCAUAAUUUCAGAGACAACUAAUAAACAGGACCUCAAAAAACAUGUCGAAAUUUUAAAACAAAAAAUUGCAGCCCUUGGCAACCGACUCCGCAGAUAUCAUAAGAGAAUACUUAGAUUCCAACAAAAUCGACUCUUUUCCACCAACCAAAGACUAUUCUAUAGCAAUAUCGGAAGCGACAGAGAAACACCCAAACAACCACCAACAGAACAGCAGAUGACGGAAUUUUGGUCAAACAUAUGGUCUCAGGAGGUACAACAUAAUAGCCAAGCCUACUGGAUAAACACUGAAAAAGAAAGUUUUGAAAAUAGAACACAGAUGCCCGAUGUGUCCAUCACAAGAGGAGACAUAGACGAAACGGUUAAACGCCUUAGAAACUGGACUGCCCCUGGCGUUGAUGGAAUUUGCAAUUACUGGUGGAAGGCUAUGUCAACAGCUCAUAAUCAAUUGGCACUACAUAUACAGGAAAUCAUCCAAAAUCCUGAAAAAGCACCAAAAUAUUUUACAAUGGGCAUAACUUACAUGCUGCCCAAGAAAGGUGAUUUAACUCAACCACAGAAUUAUAGACCUAUCACGUGCCUGCCGUCUGUAUACAAGAUCCUGACCUCCGUAAUCGGGUUUAAAAUAAGCACUCAUAUUCGUAAUAACAGAAUUUUAGCCUGGGAGCAGAAUGGCUGCAAGAAGAAAGCCCGAGGUUGUAAAGAACUAUUGGUGAUUGAUAAUGUUGUCACGAAGCAGGCCAGAAGAAGACUCAAAAAUAUAUCGAUGUGCUGGAUUGACUACCAGAAAGCUUAUGACUCCGUGCCGCACUCCUGGCUUGUUGAGAUUCUUCGCAUAUACAAAAUCAGUCCUGACAUAAUACACCUUUGGGAACAUCUCAUGGGAACCUGGCGAACCACCCUGUCAGUAAAAGGAACGAAGUCAUAUCGAACGAAGGAGAUAAGUAUAAAACGAGGCAUCUUCCAGGGAGACAACUGGAGCACGGAGUGGUUUUGUCUUGCACUAAACCCACUAAGUAACAUACUCAAUCGCAGCAAUUAUGGAUACAGAAUAGACGAUUAUGCUAAGCUCACUCACCUGUUUUAUGUGGACGACUUGAAGCUCUAUGCUAGAGGAACUGCACAACUACAAGGUGAACUUGAACUGGUGAGAAAUUUCAGCGCGGAUAUAAAAAUGAAGUUUGGCCUCGAGAAAUGCUCGGUUGUGCACGUGAAGAGAGGGAAAAUGGCGGAGGAGGGUGACAUGGAACUGAUUAACGGUACAAGCAUACGUAGUCUGGGUCUGGAGAACACCUACAAAUACCUAGGAAUUCAACAGUCAUUUGAGAUCAGACAGAAACGCAGUAUGGAGGUAGCUGAAGAGGAAUUCAAAAAACGAAUCAACAAAGUUCUCAAAACUGAGCUCAAUGCUAAGAACAAGAUUACUGCCAUAAACAUGUGGGCAAUACCGGUUUUAACAUACACCUCCGGAAUACUUACCUGGUCAGCUACGGAACUGCGCCGAUUGGAUCAGUGGGUUCGCGUCAGUUUCACGAGGCAUGGCAUACUGCAUCCCAAUUCAGCAAUCGAGCGAUUAUAUCUCCCUCGAUCGGAGGGAGGUCGUGGAUUGUCCAGCUUGGAAGCUGCAACCGAGAAAGAAAUUAAAUCCCUAAGAAACUACUUCCUCUCGAGCAACUUACCGGUUCACAAAAGAGUGGUGUUAUGGGACAAAAAAUAUACUGCCCUCAAUUUAGCCAGCCCAGCAGAACCUGAAACAGAUGUAGAUCCACUAGGAAAUAUGAGAGAAAGAUGGCGUAGCAAAGUACUUCAUGGGAGAUUUCACGCUAGCAUUAAUCAGCCAGAAGUGGAUAAAACACGGUCUCAUACUUACCUCGUUGCUGGUUACCUAUACGCAAGCACUGAAGCAGCACUACACGCCAUUCAAGAUAAAGUAGUUACAACUAGGAACUACUCAAAAUACAUUAUGAAACAGCAAGUAGAAAACACGAAAUGUAGGAUCUGCAACCAAGUGGAGGAAACCGUACAGCACUUGUCGGGGGGUUGUACACCACUUGCAUCCACCAAAUACUUAGGGAGGCACAACAAUAUGGGCAAGGUGGUCCACCAGUUGCUCGGAUUGCGAUGGGGAUUAAUUGGGAACUUCACACCCCAGUAUAAAUACACACCGGUAGCGGUAGCAGAAAAUGAACAGGCCAAAAUCUUCUGGGACUUUCCCUUCGUGACGGACAGACCUCUAAAACACAACCGUCCAGAUCUUGUACUAUGGAUGAAACGGGAGGGGAUGGCUGUUAUAGUAGACUUCUCAGUGCCACUCGACCACAACAUAGCACAAGCUUAUGACAGCAAAAUCGUCAAAUACACAGAAUUAGCAAGAGAACUCAAAACAUUGUGGAAACUUGAGAGGCAGGUGAGGAUACUUCCUCUGGUCAUCAGCGGUAAUGGACUCGUGCACGUUAACACCACGAAACACCUGGCCGAGCUCCAACUUCCAGACAACACAUUACAAUGGAUGCAGAAGGCUGUAGUGUUGGGAACUGUGGCAAUUAUUAGGCAAAUUGUCUUUCCGCAGUGA